Molecule: messenger RNA, 849 nt
Organism: Aspergillus luchuensis
Lineage: Eukaryota; Fungi; Ascomycota; Eurotiomycetes; Eurotiales; Aspergillaceae
Exons: 2
Coding region: 1-849 (282 amino acids)
Source: RefSeq, a predicted model, not a curated record
AUGUCCAUGAAUGAAUCUCACUCGGGUAGAGGACUAGGUUUCGCGAUCAGGACUCUGUUUCGCUCCUCCCCAUCGCCCUCCCCGACUCCUACCCCGCGACACCGAGUCUCUCUUCUCCGUCGUGGUCGGAGUAUAUUCUCCAGCAGGAAUCCUCGAAAUUCGAGUAAACCUUCGUCCGGGUCCCCAAUGCAUGACUUCCAGCAAUUCAACUCGGCUGCGAUGGUGGGACUGGCCCAAGCGUCUGCAGGCGACAAUUUCGACAUCUUCCAAUGGCACCCUCGAUACCAAAGCUGCCAGCGAUACUUUCUAGAUCAUGCGCAACACAGUGAUGCAGUCCAAGCACUCUCUGCUUUCUUGAACAUCCGUCUCCCGUUCCAAUGGCAGUCAAACCCUGUCGUAAGCUCUCAUACCGACCCAUCCCGAUCCGCCGCUAGCCAGUCAUCUACAUCCUCACCUGCCUCGAAUCCACCUCCCUCUGUCUCAUUGAUUCCAUACAUCCGCCGCCUGGUGGCCACGGGAAUGGAUUUCCCUGGCGUGUUGCACGGUUUUUUUGGGGACGAAUGGGGUGCGGGCAUUGGACCUCUACACGAGCAAGAACGGCGCAAUUACCUGUUCGCCGCGAAGAGUGGUGGCUGGGCGGCCGUUAAAAAGGACUAUGACAUGCCACCGCUCGAGACAAUUCCGUUCCUACGUCCCUUACAGGGACCGCUAGAUUCGGAGAUUGAGGCGGCGGAGCGGAGUUGGAGCGAAUGGCUCGCCAUGGAAGACUGGAUGGUAGGGCCUCGAGCGCCUGACGUUCUUCAAGACUCAUCCUCACAAAUUUCACGACAUCACAGCUCACGAGGGUAA